Messenger RNA from Bacidia gigantensis, 963 nucleotides. RefSeq lists its product as uncharacterized. NCBI's taxonomy places the organism in Eukaryota, Fungi, Ascomycota, Lecanoromycetes, Lecanorales, Ramalinaceae. The record is from RefSeq and is a predicted model, not a curated record. The transcript has 2 exons. Bases 1 to 963 code for a protein of 320 amino acids.
AUGCAUUUCGCACAAGCCUUAAUUGCUGCCUUCGCUGGCCUUGCGAUCGCACAUCCCACCGGUUUAGAGAAGAGGCAGUCUUUGCCACCCGUGCUCAGCGCGAAUGACGAGACUGUUCUCCAGCUCGCCCUUUACCUCGAGCAUCUCGAGUUCAAUUUGUACUCUGGUGGCAUCAACAAUUUCAACGAGCAACAAUAUGAAGCCGAAGGCUUCCCGCCAGGCUUCCGUGAUAAUGUUGCCUUGAUUGCUCAGCAUGAAGGAACCCAUAUCCAGACAAUCACCGCCAUCCUCGAAAAAGCUGGCAAGACACCAGUCCCAAGCUGCACAUACACAUUCCCAUACGACUCACCCACCUCCUUCGUCGACCUUGCCAACAUGGUCACCUCAACGGGCAUUGGCGCUUUCCUCGGUGCUGGGGAACUUCUGCAAGACAACGAUGCGCUCCUCACAGCUGCUACCAGCAUUCUGACGGUCGAAUCCCGUCAUGACGCCUUCCUGCGCGCCGGAGUCAAAGGCUCGCCCUUCCCAACAGCAUUCGACACAGCUUUGACCGCAGUCUUCGCCUACAACAUUGCUCAGAUGUUCAUCGUCGAAUGCCCACAACAGCUAUCGUUCCCUAUCCUUCCAAAACUCACAUUGGAAAGCCCGGCUCCAGAGCCCGACCUGAUGCCUCCUGUCGCUGCAGGCACAACACUCAAGUUUAGCUUUGACCCUAGCAAGUUCUUCGUUGCAGUCGACCCCAACGCGCCUCUAUAUAUCGGCAUCAUCAACAGUAUUACUAACGUGACGUAUGAGAAGGUCACUAGCUGUGGCACUGGCUGCGCAACAGUCCCCGUCCCUAAGGGCGCGGCAGGUGUUGCCUUUGCUAUCCUGACGACUUUUGAUGACAAGGCUGCGCUCACGGAGGACCAAUUGGCUCAGUUUGGCGCACUCGCUGGACCUGCUGAGAUUGUUUUGUCCUAG